AUGAUUGAAGUGGUCGUGAAUGACCGAUUGGGAAAAAAAGUCAGGGUGAAGUGCCUUGGUGAAGAUAGCGUAGGCGAUUUCAAGAAAGUAUUGUCCUUACAAAUUGGCACUCAACCAAAUAAAAUUGUGUUACAGAAGGGUGGAAGUGUUUUGAAGGACCACAUCUCUUUGGAAGAUUAUGAGGUGCAUGAUCAGACAAAUUUGGAGUUGUAUUACCUGUAG
Messenger RNA from Saccharomyces paradoxus, 222 nucleotides. RefSeq names its product ubiquitin-like protein HUB1 (gene HUB1). NCBI's taxonomy places the organism in Eukaryota, Fungi, Ascomycota, Saccharomycetes, Saccharomycetales, Saccharomycetaceae. Gene Ontology annotation, molecular function: protein binding; protein tag activity. The record is from RefSeq and is a predicted model, not a curated record. Bases 1 to 222 code for a protein of 73 amino acids. The transcript has a single exon. Gene Ontology annotation, cellular component: nucleus; cytoplasm. Gene Ontology annotation, biological process: protein modification process; mRNA splicing, via spliceosome.